Ylistrum balloti is the source of this 4452-nucleotide messenger RNA. RefSeq lists its product as uncharacterized. NCBI's taxonomy places the organism in Eukaryota, Metazoa, Mollusca, Bivalvia, Pectinida, Pectinidae. The record is from RefSeq and is a predicted model, not a curated record. Bases 1 to 4431 code for a protein of 1476 amino acids. The transcript has 35 exons.
AUGGCAGAUGGGAAAUAUAAGUGUCAUGAGUGUCACAUGACUUUCGAUUCUACGCAACUUCUACAGAAACACAAAAAGAAGUUUUGUGUUGGUGGAAAUAUUGGUGACCCGGAUAACUUGUUGCUGAGAAGAGGCCUCUAUUCAGCAGGCACACCGUCCCCACGACCCCAUUCCCCCGAUGUGAAAAAAGCAGAGAAGAAGCCAUCCAUUUCAUCUUACUUAGUGGCGGAACUGAAAAAUUAUAAGGAGAAUCGCAAUAAAAUUCGAGACUUGCGCAAUCUAGAGGAGAGGAUCUUGCUAGACACUUUGGAAGACACAGACCGUAAGCUUGGCUGGUCAACACGUCAUCCUAGUCGAGCUCGUUCAAACCUGCCUCUCUCGCAUGACCAAGAAGUCCGACAUCUUCAACUGGAGUAUGAGAAUUUGAAAGAAAAAAUAUCCACAGACCGUAAUCGACGUCCAGUCAUGAAGCCGUCUGACAGGAGACCACGCAAGAAUUAUCAACCUGUAGUACAGCACACUGACCGUCCAUCUCGUCAGGAUAAUCGGUCAGUCAUGUCCGAUGCUAGCAUGAGCAUUCAUCUUGAUGAUGAUAGGAAGAAAAAAAACCCACUUGACUAUCAGAGGUAUAAUCCAAACCAGGAUUCCCAGCUCAAACAACUGGCAGAAAACCAUGGUCGGCAGAUGGAAUACCUCCAGAUCAAAAACCGAGACCUGGAAAAACAACGGGAAGAUAUUAGACGACGUCUUGAGGAGCUGGCUAACAAGGGAAGCAAACCACAACCCACAGAUAAUACAACACAACUUCUGUCAGAACUCCGUGCCCAAGAGGAACGUAACAAGCUGGCACUGGACGAUCUCAGAAGGCAACUUUAUGACAUCCAUGGUCAACGAGUCAACUUCAUAGAGGUAGAGAAGGCCACACAGCCCCAGCCCCCAGCAUUGCCAGCCACUGACCGGAAGUCUUACGUUUAUCCUGUAUACUAUGGCAACUCACUGGUGGCCGAGAUCAGUGCAAUGAGGCAGGCAUAUCUCCAAAAUGGUGGUAAUGAUCCUGAUGUGCUGGCACAGAUGGCACAGAUGCAGGCUGAGGCUCAAAGUAUAGAGGAUGGCAUGAAACAGGCUCCAGAUAAAAAAGACAAGAAGGACCAUCUUGGCCAGCUACAGAUGCUGGAGAUAGAGAACGAAAGACUACACAAAGAGCUGAUGCUUCUACAGGAACAGAACUUUCAUAACCGGAAGAAGUCUGACCGAGAAGAUGAACUUGAGGCACAGCUACGACGCCUUCAGGAGGAACAGCUGAGGAAGAUGUUACAGCUUCAGAAUGAGAUAGAGCUGCUUAAACAACAGAACCUGUUAAAACAGACAGCACGCCUCCCUCCUCCAGCACCGAACAAUGCAGACAUGCCAUGGAUGAUGCAGCGCCCCUAUGUGGACGUAGAACCUAUGCAGCCGUACGACCAAUAUGCUGGAUUUGUGAUAUUCUACGAUUUUGUACUGAAUCUGGAGCCAAGUGUGUCAGCAUGUCGACUCAUUGUGGGUCUUCACAGUACCUCCCAGGCCAUGGGGGAGCCCACUGUUCUACCUACCGUUUACUGUGAGCCCGCCACAAGAGCUACCUACAUGCAGAAUGUGUCAAAUGCUGUGAUAGGGGCACGACAGCCUGUACCCAAAUGUCCACCAAGCUCAGACCUGGGUAUAGUUGUGGAGUUACAGCUGUCUGGAGGACCAGCAUCUGAAUAUGACAGACAUAGUCUCAUCACUCGUGCGUGGGUUAAAAUCCCCAUAUUUGACAAUGACCAGAGGCUAAUGGCUGGAAAGUUCCGUAUACCCUUCCGAAAUGUCCCAAUCAAACCAUUCUUCCAUGCUAGUCAGCUACAGACCCUCCAAAAGUAUGGAGACUGUGAGCUAUAUUACCGCCUGGUUAACAUGCGAGACAUGGAGAUUCAGUCGAUGAACCAGAUAUCAGCCAACAACCAAAACCAGUACCGAGCACCAAAUAUUCCUCAACCGCCCCCGAACCAUAAACCAUUUACUCCACAAAUUCUCCCUCCUCCUCCCCCCUCUGCCUCUAUCCCUGGGUCUGCAGGAGAGGGCAAUCAUUACAGCUCUAGUGUUAAACAUAGUACUGCUAUCAGCAGCCGCCAGGGACAGCGCUUACCUACUAUACGCAACGUCCCCCUCCAGCCACAGGAUACAACAAUCGGAUUCCAGGUUGACCGUAUUAAGCAUGCGGAACAGGGGGAGGGCAAAAUGAGACUAACUGCUUAUUAUGCUUCUACUGGAAAGGUUGUACAAUCUUCUGCUGGUCCUGUUACAUGUAGUACUACUGCUGUCAGGUCUAACUUCAAACAUGGCUACCAUGUCUUCGGCCAACAGGAGGCCACUUUUAGUGACAUCGAGAUGCAGGGAGAUAUGAUACUCAUGGCACGCUUCUAUUUACGCAAACGACAACAAGAUGAUAAUGACGACUAUUUGAUACAGGACAAUGCUCAGGAAGCAACACUUUAUGACAAUGAAACUCUUGUAGCUUGGGGAGCCAUUCCCAUUGUGCUCUCCAAUGAUCCACACAUCACAUCUAGAUCUAGAAGGAACUUUAACCCAGGCACUAUGAAUAUUAAUACUGGGACACACACAAUGAAAAUGUACUAUCCUCCCGUGGCGGAGGUCGGCCAAAUACCGUUUGAGGACUUCCCUACCAACCGUGAUUGGAAACGCUAUGGAAGGAGUACUCUUAGGAUACACAUCUUCCAGGGUGAGCCGCGCCCUGGAUCUCUCACCCCUAGUGAAAACUCUGAUGAUGGAGAGGAUAUUCUUCCGGAGUAUGCCUGGCUGCCCCUGGAGAGAAAGGCCCCUCCUAAGGAUCCCUUCCUCAGGGGAGAUGGAUUUGACGUGUAUAUAGAUGGAGGAAGGUAUUUUCCAGACUCUGUCAGCUUCACAAAGGUGGCUGGUCGACUGCUGGACAGGAAGUAUGAGGUCCAUGGUCGUGAUAUAAGUACCGCAGUCAAACUGGACAGUGAUAUACAUAGCCCAGUGUAUGAGGACAAGACCGAGUUCAGAGAGAGUAACAUUCCCCCGUCAGCCACGCUUCUACUCAAGAUCUAUACUGUAGACAACUUCUACAAGGGACUAACUGUGGUUGGAUACUCCACACUCAACAUCUUUGUAGAGUCUGGAACCGAGAGACAGCCUGCCAUAGACAAACCAGGACUACAGGUUUCUCUUAAUGAGGGAGCUCACCAGUUACGCCUGUACAGUCAGGGACCUAAUGGAGUUGACCCCCUUACUGAAUCGUGUUUGAGAGACGCGGGGAUUAGGGUUGUCCCCUGUGCAUCACUGCUGGUCAGGAUCACUAGGGUACCCAAGGGACCCAAUGGCCAUGCCCUUGAGGCCUCCAAGGUCCCACAGGCAGACUGGUUACGACUAGGCCUCUGGCAGCCCCGUCCCAAGUACACGGACCGUAUCUACUACUCCAGUAAGUGCAUGCCAUCCAAGGGGGAGAGCAAACUGUUCCACUCCAUGAUGCGGCGACCACCCAUGGCUAACAGGGAUGCUGUGGCGAGGAUGGCCCAGGCAAAGGAGAGCUUCUUCAGGAGUGACAAAAACAUUGAAGAGUUCAUAAGGAACAAGCUUACCAAGUCUGUAGACCAGAAACCUCUAGAUCAGGACUUGAACUUUAUAGCCACCUACAGCCCUCGACAAGGCUUGAAGAUAGCAGUGGACAGUGCUGCCAACCUUCCUUGGUCCAACUUUACCCAUGCCCAUGUGUGCCUUAACCCUCCAGGAGCCUUUUAUCUGGGAGCACCUCAUGCCACUUAUGACAAACUCACAUUCACCGAGAUGCUUGAUCUGAACAGUACCAACUCCUCACCUGCCUGGAAAGAUGGAUUCAAGCAUUUUCCACGUCGGUCCUUCCAUCGUUACCUGACACACAUCAUCCAUCUACAGGAGGUGUCUGUCACUGUAGCCAGAGAGAACUAUAAGUACGGACUCAUAGAACAGGCAUGGACGGCUGUACAGGCAUUCACAGACAGGUACGCCUACACCAGUAUCUUCCAGCUCCCCCUGUACCAAGGCUCCCCCACACCUCAAAUGCUUAAACAGCUGGCUAGGGAACCAUGUCAAGAGUGGAUGGAGCGAAACCUCCGCAGCAGGGCUAUCCACCUAGUGGAUGGAGCAUCUGUGUUUGUCCGUCUUUCUGAUGCCAGGAGAGAUGAUGAGUUACCAGGGGACAUAGCGGGCAAUAAACUAGUUGAGGUCAAUACAGACUAUAUUCCCUCGGGAUUGGAAGAGGCAUACAAUAAAGAGAAGCCAGGAAAAGUCCUCGGUUCACUUGUCCCUACCGGCAAGACUCCGGAAGCUUUUGUAGAUGGACUGGCUCUUAAGUUCAAAAAUUUGGUCUACAAGCUGUAUGAAGAUAAUGGUCCAUGAUCUUUAGAGACUGAAGAAGAU